Cladophialophora psammophila CBS 110553 is the source of this 315-nucleotide messenger RNA. RefSeq lists its product as uncharacterized. Lineage: Eukaryota; Fungi; Ascomycota; Eurotiomycetes; Chaetothyriales; Herpotrichiellaceae. The coding region runs from base 1 to 315 and encodes 104 amino acids. The record is from RefSeq and is a predicted model, not a curated record. The transcript is spliced from 2 exons.
AUGGCUGUCUUCCUAGCCAGGACGCAAACACUGCAUAUGUUCGGACCAGGCGACAUGAGAUACCUGACGCCGGAGAAAAACGAAGUCGAAGCGAUCUGGUCCACGGAGGACCAGAUUAUCUGGAAGGAUGAGAACCCACCUUUCCAGAUGAGAGGAGGAGGCUACUACUAUGAGACGUGGGCGUUGAAGGAUGGGGAAUGGCUUGUCAAAUCCUUGAGGUUGGAGAGGACGUACAUGAAGGUACCCUUCGAUAAAACUCGUACCUCUCGUAAGGUGACUGCACAGAUCACGGCUUUGAACGAGGUGAAGAUUUGA